AUGACGAAAACUACAGUCCAAAGAAGACGUCAUACAAAUCUGAAAUUGGGGUGUCUCAAUUGUAAGCGGAAAAAAGUACGCUGCGACGAAAGUUUACCCGAAUGCAAAAAUUGUGUUAAAGGAAAGAAAGAGACAUGUCUGUAUUUGAGUCUUUCCACUCAAGAAAUCCAGAAGAUCAAAUUGACUCACCUGUUGAGAAAUUCGCAAAAUAAGUUGUUGGAUCAAAAGUAUCGAUUGCCUGCAAGUGGUGCAGCGACUACCAGUUCAAAACGUUCUUCAUCCUCAUCGUCAAAUGAAACCAGAAUCGGCAAGGAUGCAGAUGCGUUUCCAUCUGGUGAUAUUCUCGAUUUUAAAUUUGAAUUAAAAAAUUUGCCAAUAAACAUUCCGUCAAUUGUUUAUCCUCCAUUACAAUUUGACAAUAUAUUUAUUAAUGACUUUAACGGUGAUGGGGUGGUUCAUAAUGAUGUAAAUAAGACUAGUGAAGACGACGAGGAAGAUCAGGAAGUAUACGAGGAAGUUAGUGGAAAUGGGAGAAACCAUAGCAGUUUGACUGGACUAAAUAAAUUGGAUAACGGAGUGUAUGCGCCGGUCACGUUCAACUGUCUUGAUCGAAGAAUUUUCCGUCGAGUACUUCCAGAAAAUGUGAAGACAAAAGUAGCGGCUGAUUUCAGUUUCCAUGUUGUUUUAGGAAAAAAUAACUUAUUGGACCAUUUGAGUGAUAUGAUGUUGGAUACACCGACAACUGCCCAUCGCAAUGUAUUUUCGGAAUCGUUUUUAUGUCUUGGGGAAACAAUCAUCUUAAAAGUUUUCAAUAAACGACAGAAAAUUUUGGGCACUUAUAGCCGCAGCGAACUAAAUUUCAUUUCUUGGUUAAAUAAAAAAUGUUUGGAUAGACAUGGAUUUUGUCAAGAAGAAAUAAAGAAGUUGAUUGCCUCAUUUCAUAAAAAUUUAGGCAAAAUAACGAGUUGGGAACUUGAAAAACAAAUUCAUCUUGGUGCUUAUGUAAGUUAUUUAUUGAACUUUGUUGUGCUUAUGUUGAAGUUUGGGGCUCAAGCUUAUUUUGAUUCAUCAAAAGGGAUUUUCCAAUCUUUUGAGGCAUUUUUGGCAUAUGUUGAGAAAUACACUAUUCUGCCUAGUACAACAGUGGAUUUUUUGAUGAAUAAUAUUCAAUACAAUAUCAUGAGUAUUAAUGUUCCUUCAUACCCACCACAAUUUUUAUUUGAAAUUGAAUCUAAUUUGAGAAGUUUGGAGUUUGUAUUUAUACGCCCGACAGUAUUCAAAGAUGAAUCUAUUAACGAACGUUUCCAAAAAAUUGAAUACCAUUUCAAAUCGUUACUCAAGUUUUUCAGUGGGUAUGUGUUGCCUAUCGUGUAUGCCUCGCGUGAUGAAAAUUCGGUUUCCAUUUACCCACCACAGGCCAUAUAUGAGAUAUUUCAAGAAUGGCAUACGAAUGUCCCCUCAGAAACAAUGAGCCAUCAUCAAAGUAUCGAUGCUAAUAAUCCACUGGAGUCUGAGUUUUUGAAUGAUUUAUCUACUACAUUAUACAUGUACUAUUAUGCAGUUGCAGCAGCAUUGGAUGCUGUUUUCCCAGGGUGUAAAUAUCUUUAUGGUGUCAGCUUUAUGUUGCCCACAAAUAAAUUCUAUCGAAACAUGAAAAUAAUGACUAUAAGUAAAGAUAACUAUUAUUUGGAACGACUAUAUCCAUUUAAAGUUGACAUUUUGUUGCAACGUCAUGUGUUUUACGCCUCGAGGCUAUUUGCCUUUUUCAGAAGAAGGUUUUGUUUCUACCACAAUUACACUGAUUGGUCUAGUCCAUUUGAUGAUAGAUUAAAGAAAAAUAGAUUUAAAUCAAGAACUAUUAGGAAUAGUUUUGAAGUGCCAAUUCAUAGUUUCAACAAUACGUUGAUACGUCCAGAACAUUAUCCUCUCCGUGACGAGAAAGUUGCUUUAGAAUCUAUUGAAGGAUACCCAAUAUUCACUCGAGAGGACGAAACGGUUAAACAGCAAAUUUAUACUAGGAACAUUGAGACAUUGGAUUUUUUCAAUUUGUCGCAGAUUCUACAGUACGAUUGUGAAUCGAUGUUGUUGCUUAGAGAUUAUCGACCAUUUGACGAUCAAAUAGGUUUGACGAGAAGUACAUUAAGUAUGGAUGUUAUUAAAGAUUACUAUAAUGAUAAAACGGUUAUACUAGAUAGCUUGUUUUCGCUGAAUAGAUAA
This is a messenger RNA of Candida albicans SC5314, 2217 nucleotides long. It is a transcript of the gene ZCF17, whose product is annotated as Zcf17p. Bases 1 to 2217 code for a protein of 738 amino acids. Gene Ontology annotation, molecular function: DNA-binding transcription factor activity, RNA polymerase II-specific; zinc ion binding. The transcript has a single exon. The record is from RefSeq and is a predicted model, not a curated record. NCBI's taxonomy places the organism in Eukaryota, Fungi, Ascomycota, Pichiomycetes, Serinales, Debaryomycetaceae. Gene Ontology annotation, biological process: positive regulation of transcription by RNA polymerase II. Gene Ontology annotation, cellular component: nucleus.